Nymphalis io (European peacock) is the source of this 3633-nucleotide messenger RNA. RefSeq names its product calcium uptake protein 1 homolog, mitochondrial-like (gene MICU1). Gene Ontology annotation, cellular component: uniplex complex. The record is from RefSeq and is a predicted model, not a curated record. Lineage: Eukaryota; Metazoa; Arthropoda; Insecta; Lepidoptera; Nymphalidae. The coding region runs from base 241 to 1680 and encodes 479 amino acids. Gene Ontology annotation, biological process: mitochondrial calcium ion homeostasis; calcium import into the mitochondrion. Gene Ontology annotation, molecular function: calcium ion binding. The transcript is spliced from 10 exons.
GCUGCCAGACGUCAAGUGUCAACUGUCAAUUGUCAAAUAACUCUGGAAAAUGAAAGAAACCUGUUUUUAAAAAAUAUUUUAAUGCUGUUAUCAAAUUUUAUUCAUACAGAGUCCUUAAAAGUAUACUUUGAGUAGUGCGCUUUGGAACUUGAUAUCAUAUUUGAUAAUCCAUAUAAGUUUUAAUUGGUUAUUUAUGACGAUGCAUUUCAAAUUUUAACAGCACAAAGUACACUUAAAAAAAUGUAUUCUCGACUUCUUAAAAUACCUAAAGAAAUAUCAACCGUGCGAAACGUUCAACACAUCGGUGAAAUUGCGAAGUUUACGCCAAUUUCUACUCGUUUACAAAAAUAUCAUAACGACACGAGAAACAAUAAUUAUGACCAUUUUCGAAAAUAUUUUAAUAAAUGCGUUUUAUAUUCGGUAGCUGUAGGCAUUGUAGGAUAUACGUCUUAUAAAAUCUGGUUGCAAUACCAAGUUUUUCCAUCUCUAAAUGCAGCUGAAGAAGACAUUGCUAAAACGGACUCGGAUAAUGAAGUUGAAACAAGAAAGAAAAGAUACAGAAAAGAAAAAAUAGGAUUCAGGGACAGAAAGAUAAUUGAAUAUGAAAAUCGUAUGAGAGCUUAUUCAACUCCUGAUAAAAUAUUUAGAUAUUUUGCAACGGUUAAGUUAACAUAUGGAGAAAAUACUGAAGUUUACAUGACACCUGAUGACUUUUUGAGAGCCAUAACUCCUGGCAUGCAGCAGCCUGAUGGCUUAGGACUUGAUCAGUACAGGAGAUAUGAUCCAAAAACCAUAAGUCAGCGGCUCAACUUGGACUUAGACGAGGAUUCGAUAUUCUACAAGCUUGGAUCUUCUGGCCUUAUCACCUUUAGUGAUUACAUCUUCUUGCUGACGGUAUUGUCGACAUCGCGUCGUCACUUCGAAAUCGCGUUCCGCAUGUUCGACCUGAACGGGGACGGCGACGUGGACUGCGAGGAGUUCGAGAAGGUCGCCGCGCUCAUCCGCCAGCAGAGCAGCAUCGGCUCGCGACACCGCGACCACGCCAACACCGGCAACACCUUCAAGGGCAUAAACUCGGCGCUGACUACCUACUUCUUUGGUCCCAAACUCAAUGAAAAGUUGACAAUUGAAAAAUUUCUGGAUUUCCAGCAACAAUUACAGAAGGAAAUAUUAUCCCUCGAAUUUCAGAGAAAACAGCCAGACGAAAACGGACGUAUCACUGAAGCGGACUUCGCCGAACUCCUCCUGGCGUACGCCGGCUACCCCGCCAAGAAGAAGGCUAGAAUGCUCAAGCGCGUCAAGAAGAUGUUCCGCGACCACGGCGUGGGCGUGACGCGCGACGACUACCUGCAGUUCUUCCACCUGCUGAACAACAUCAACGACGUGGACACGGCGCUGACGUUCUACCACAUCGCGGGCGCGUCCAUCGACCCGCCCACGCUGCGCCACGUGGCGCGCACGGUGGCGCGCGUGGCGCUGCAGCCGCACAUCGUGCGCGUCGUGUUCACCAUCUUCGACGAGAACAUGGACGGACAGCUGAGCAACAGAGAAUUCGUCGCAGUGAUGAAGAACAGGCUACUCCGGGGCCUGGAGAAGCCGAAGGAUACGGGUUUUGUCAAGCUCAUGUAUUCCCUCAUUAAAUGCGCUCGCGACACCAAGCCGGCGCUACUCGACUUUUAGGAUAACAUCUCAAACCUGUGUGAGUCGUUCGCGUCUACUAUCUCCUCUCUUGAAUAAUCAAAAUGUACCUUAUUCAAGUACGCUCAUACAAGCUCCUUUAAAUUUUCUUUUUUCAAGAUCAUAAUAUUAGGUGUUAAGGUACCACUAUAUCUGAAUGUAGAUUAGGCUGACGAUGAGAACUAUCAAGAAACUCAGUAGUUAGAAAAAGAUUUCUGAAAUGAAAUCACACAGUCAAAUAUUUAUAUAAGUAUUGUUAUAUCCUGUAUGGUAAUACACACGUAAACACUAGUGAGAUUUAUAAACGUGUGUAAUGAUUAUUUAUUACAUAUUAAGUACAAAAAUAUACAUAACAGAUCAGCAUAUAGCAUACUUUAUUUAAUGAAUUUCAACAUUACCAAAAAAUAAUGGCUUUAUUUAAAGAUUACCUAGCAAUAUAAUAUGACUUAAUAUUUAUAAUAGUAUGAAUUUAAAAUGUAUAUUACUAACAAAGUGUUCGUAUUCAAUGGUUGCCUUUUGAAAACUGUUGCAUUUUAUUUUUCAAAGCAAAAAUAUUAUUUUUAAACGAAGUAGCAAUCACUAAAUAGAUUUAAAUAAGUGCUUUAUAUUAAACUAUAGUAGCAACUGCUCACGGUCAAUGUCUUGCCUGCAUUUACUUAAAAAAUAUAUACUCGAUAUAUAUAGAGUAUUUUCAGCGCGACACGUUUGUCCCAAAAAUGUACACUAUAAUAUUUAUUUGUCGCGAUGUGGAGAAAGUAGAAAUGGAGGGACUCAACUUCUACCGAAUGUUGUGUGUCUUUACCGAUCAGCAUAAGCUGUGCGUUGAUAGUCAUUCAGGACGUCGCAGUACAUACACAUGUAGAUAUACAUAUAUCAAAACGAAACCAAUUUAACAGGAAUAAUUAUCUUGCCAUCUCUUUCUCAUUUUUGGAAUUAAAAAGAAUAGUAAUAUGUAUUGUCAGACCGUUAAGAACCGAUUCAGCACCGUUAUUUAUUAAUUUUAUUAUGUAUUUUAAAUUAUAUAUUUUACGCAAGUUGUUUAAAUGUUAAUUAAUUAUAUAAAACGUCUAGUCCAAAUAAAAAAGUUAAAGGCCUUAAAAACAUUGCAGAACGAAUAUUUACUGUCUGUAAAGUCGCCGUGUGUAUAGUACAAAACUAUUUAGUUUCAUACUGUUCUCUCUUUCUGCCAUCAGUAAUUUGACAUUUGAAAGAAGAAAAUAAACGUACAACUGAUAUUAUACAACGUUCAUUAUUGAGGGCUACGUUUCUUAUUAUAUAAAUGUGAUUUGUAAAUGAUUGUUUUGUGACACAAAUUAUUGUAAUAGUUAUUAUUUUUUAGCUUACAGGUAAUAUUAUAUAAGAUUAUUUGCGAAAUUAAUUUUGUCUAUUACGAUUUUUUUUAUAUGUGGCAUGUGAAUAUAUUUUCUUUAAUUUAAUUUGAUCUGCUUAGUGUUCAUAGUUGUAAGUAUAAUAUUUUUUUGUAUUUUUGAACAAAUUAAUUACAGACUGUUAAUAAAUACUUUUGUGAAUUCGUUUUUUGGUUAUGGCAACUUUUUAAAAUAACUCUAACUCGCCUUAUCGUUAUUUUUAUGCUGUAAGAUAAAUCUGUAAUUUUAUGAAAUAAAUUUAUUAAAAAGUAAUCGUAUUAUUGUUUUAAUUUAUAUUUAUAAUUUCUCCACGAAAUUAAAUUAGUACGAAGUGUAACGAGACUGGCGCGAGGUUGAAGAUAACCAAUAGAUAAAUCUGAACAAUAUUAGAUUAUUAAAUCUAGUCUAACGGACUCAUUACUCAGUUUUAAGUUUAAAGACAGGAAUGUCAACCUAGAACUGUCGCGUAAAACUUAUCGGGAGCAACGAACGGUAAAUGAAAAUUGUUGCGAAUCGCCUAAACGGCCCAGAAACAGCGCCACCGCGCCGCCGGCAGAAAUAGACUUCGCGCGUGGCGGCGCCGACGCCG